Molecule: messenger RNA, 1548 nt
Organism: Lolium rigidum
Lineage: Eukaryota; Viridiplantae; Streptophyta; Magnoliopsida; Poales; Poaceae
Exons: 3
Coding region: 1-1548 (515 amino acids)
Source: RefSeq, a predicted model, not a curated record
AUGGCCACCACAGAAGAACCGACGAUCGAGUUGAAGGUUUUCGUGGACAAGGAGAAGAGUAGGGUGCUCUUCGCGGAGUCCGGCAAGGAGUUCGUCGACGUGCUCUUCGGCUUCCUCACGCUACCUCUCGGCACCAUCGUUCGCCUACUUGGCAAAGAGUCUCAGGCCGGAUGCCUGGACGAGCUCUACAAGAGCGUGGAGAGGCUCCCCACGGGCUUCUUCAGAACCGAGGCCUGCAAGACGAUGCUUCUCAGGCCCAUUAAUGGCGCAGCAAAGCAGUGCUGUCAACUCAAGGUCAGAGUCGACGACACCGAGCACAGGGAGGUCUAUGUGUGCAGAGGCAUUUGCUGCUGCGCCCGUGCCGACUGUGCGUGCAGCUCGGUCCCUGGCGCUGUCUGCAGAUGUGGCAAAUCGAUGACGCGGGUCGGGGGGGACAGACCCGAAUAUGAUUCUACUUCUAGCACUGCUGGUGCUGGUUCCGUGGAUGGAGUUUUUGUCAAAGGAGAUAUUAAGUUCAUCGUCACAGAUGAUUUGAAAGUUGCAACAGCGUCAACUUCUCUCAUGUUGUCCCUUUUGGACAAGUUUGAAGUGCAAGAUCCCUCCAGUUUAGAGCAGAAGACCAUCCAACUUAGUUCUGACAAGAUAAUUAGCCUGCUCAAGAGAUCAUUAACUUCCAACGGCCCUUUAACUGGCCACUAUUUUGAUGUUGAUAUGGCGCAUGAUGAUUCAGGCAUAGAUAUGCUCCAUGAGAACUUGCAUCAUGAGCAAGAUAACGGUGGUGAACACACGCUAAUUAAUCUCAACAUAAGUGUUCUUCAGACCAAGGACAACUCGUCGGUCUUGUAUGCUGAAGUUGGUGGAGAUUUUGUGGAUCUUCUCUUUGGAUUGCUGAGCAUACCGCUAGGAUCCAUUCUGAAAAGGUAUGGGAAAUGCGGAUCAAAAGGGUGCGUUGACAAUCUUUAUAGUAGCAUCGGUGGAAGUGUUAAAGGAUUCUUGGGACCAGAAUGUCAGAGCUUUCUACAGUCCCCGAAGUUAGCCCCUUUCUUCGGCUGCGGCUCUAGCAAGAUACUACAAGUUGAAGAACUAUCUCCAUAUAAGGAAGAGAUAGGAACCUGCUUUACGUGCUUCAAGACCUAUGGAUUUUCGAAUCUUACAUAUUGUCAGGGGAAAUAUUGGAAUAUUAAUAGUACACAUUAUUAUCCAAAUUGUACAGAACCUGUCAAAACCACGAGCCUUUGUGAGGUGGAUCCGAAAUCACCAAAGGAAGAAUGUGAAAAUGGAGAAGCAUAUGUAAAGCAUGGGCAUCAGAAAUUUAUUGUGACUGAUGAUCUGCAUGUUCUUCCUCUGUCCUUAGCAAGCACUAUACAAGUUAUUAGUGAAGCCAAGAUUCAAAAAAGGGACCUCGUGGAGAAAGAACUGGCUCUCACAAAACCUCAUGUUAUGGAGAUAUUUAAAGCUGCUUUGGUGACUCGCAAAGCACUCAGCACUGUACUUCUGCCUCCCAUGAAUAUGAAGAAGCUGUAUCACCACAGCUUUGGCCUAUAUUAG